UCUAAGAUACGAUGUUAUGAAUUUUUGAAGCAAACUUCUCGCUCUUUUGCAACCGUUAUUCAAGAAUUAGACGAAGAAGUGAGAGAUGCAGUUUGUCUAUUUUACCUAAUUUUACGUGGGAUGGACACCAUUGAAGAUGACAUGACACUUCCUAUCGAAAAUAAGGAGCCCUUGCUAAGAACUUUUAACGAAAUAAUUUAUAAGAAGGGAUGGACUUAUACUGAAAGUGGUCCCGAUGAGAGAGAUCGAAAUUUACUUCUAGAGUUUGAUGUUGUAAUUGAAGAAUUUUUACAUUUGAAAAAGGAAUACAGAGACAUUAUAACCGACAUUGCUAGUAAAACGGGCAAUGGAAUGGCCGAUUAUGUGAAAAACGCUGAGCAUAAUAAAUGUGGUGUUAUUACCAAUAACGAUUUUGAUUUAUAUUGCUACUAUGUUGCUGGGUUGGUCGGCAUAGGCCUCAACGGAUUAUUUUCCGCGAGUGGAUUGGAAAGUCCAGAUUUGGCGAAUGAAACCAAGCUGCCAUAUGCCAUGGGGUUGUUUUUGCAAAAGACAAACAUUUUACGGGAUUAUUUGGAUGACGUUCUCAAUGGGCGCAAAUAUUGGCCAAAAGAGAUUUGGGGAAAAUACGCAGAUGAUUUGUCAUUACUCAAGGAGCCGGGAUAUGAGAAAGAGGCUAUAGAAUGCCUUUCAGAAGUCAUUAUGAAUACACUUCAGCAUGUACCUGAUUGUUUGACGUAUUUGUAUCGUCUAAAAAAUCCGAGUGUUUUCCGUUUCUGCGCUAUCCCACAAGUUAUGGCAAUGGCUACUUUAGCAUUUAUGUUUAGAAACAUUGAAGUAUAUAAAAAAAUUGUAAAAAUUAGAAAAGGAGUAACUGUUAAGUUAAUAUUAAAGUGUAAUAAUAUUUAUGAAGUAGCAAGUAUCUACCGUCAUUAUGGUCGUGUAAUUAUUGCCAAAAAUGAUCCCAAGGAUCCAAAUUUCUUGAAAAUUAGUAUGGCCU
Molecule: messenger RNA, 997 nt
Organism: Acaulospora morrowiae
Lineage: Eukaryota; Fungi; Glomeromycota; Glomeromycetes; Diversisporales; Acaulosporaceae
Source: the annotation of a GenBank genome assembly